CCUAGUUUGUGCGUCACUAGUCCAUUGCCCCCGUUUUCUAUCUCAAACUCUCUUCUUCCUUCUCCUUUAUAUAUUUCUCUUCCUUUUAUUAUAAGUGCGGUGAGAGAGAGAGCGAUAACACUCCUACCUUAACAGGUGGGAGAAGAAAGAAAAGGGACCAAAGCAGAGGGUGUUUGAUAUUUUGACGGUCCAGGGUCGAAUCCUCUGCCACAACACCAUCAAUGGCCGUGACCACUCCCUAUCUCAAUGCAACAGAAAAAAAGCACUGGUGGCUCACCAACCGCAAGGUUGUUGAGAAAUACAUCAGAGACGCUCGCACUCUGAUGGCCACGCAGGAACAGAGCGAGAUCGCUUCGGCGCUCAACCUUCUCGACGCGGCUCUGGCGAUCUAUCCGCGGCUCGACGAAGCGCUCGAGCUGCGAGCGAGGUGUCUGCUCUGUCUGCGGAGGUUCAAAGAGGUAGCGGAUAUGCUUCAAGACUACAUCCCGAGCCUGAAAAUGGCGAACGAUGAGUCGGUUUCUUCGGAUAGUUCUUCACAACAACUUUCUAGGGAGGGCGCGAAGCUCCUCUCCUCUGAUACCUCGGGCUCGGAUCAGAGCUUCAAGUGCUUCUCUGUCUCUGACUUGAAGAAGAAGGUUAUGGCAGGGCUGUGUAAAAGUUGCGACAAGGAAGGGUAUUGGAGAUACUUGGUUCUGGGGAAAGCAUGCUGCCACCUAGGCCUAAUGGAAGACGCGAUGGUUCUUCUCCAAACGGGGAAACGCCUCGCCUCCGCCGCGUUCCGCCGCGAGAGCGUGUGCUGGUCCGACGAUAGCUUCUCCCUCUCGAACCCCCUCUUCUCCGGCGACUCAAGCCCACCCCGGGUCCCACUUCCGGAGUCUGAAGCAGUGACCCAACUCCUCGCCCACAUAAAGCUCCUCCUCCGGCGCCGUGCCGCCGCGCUCGCUGCCCUGGAAGCCGGCCUCCACUCCGAAGCCAUACGCCACUUCUCCAAAAUCGUGGACGGGCGACGCGGUGCCCCGCAGGCCUUCCUCGCCGAGUGCUACAUGCACAGGGCCUCCGCUCACCGGUCCGCCGGCCGAAUCGCCGAUUCUAUUGCCGAUUGCAACAGAACCCUCGCCUUGGACCCCACCUGCAUCCAAGCUCUGGAAACUCGAGCCUCUCUUCUGGAAUCCAUUCGUUGCUUCCCAGAUUCACUCCAUGACCUCGAACAUCUCAAACUCCUCUACAACACCAUCUUGCGCGACCGCAAACUCGCAGGUCCUGCCUGGAAGCGCCAAAACGUUCGCGCCAGAGAAAUUCCUGGGAAACUCUGCGCCCUCACCACGAAGAUCCAGGAACUGAAACAGAGGGUAGCUUCGGGAGAUACCUCCAACGUGGACUACCAUGGUCUCAUUGGCUUGCGGCGCGGCUGUGGUCGUUCGGAGUUACAGAGAGCGCAUUUGCUUCUGUCUCUGAAACACAAGCCCGACAAGGCAAUGUGCUUCAUCGAGCGGUGCGAGCUGGCGGACGAACGGGACCUCGAUUCUGUUAAGGAGAGGGCGAGAAUGUCGUCGCUCUUGCUCUACCGGCUGCUCCAGAAGGGUUACACCAACGUGAUGGGUGCCAUAAUGGACGAGGAGGCUGCUGAGAAGCAAAGGAAGAAAAAGGUUAUGGAAGCUCAGGCCAAAGUCGAGAAAUUGGAAAACAAAAAGUGCACUGUUUCGUCUCCUUCCACCGCCAAUCCCGCGGUUUUUCAGGGAGUCUUUUGCCGCGAUCUUGCGGUGGUUGGAAACUUGCUCUCGCAAACGGGAUUCAACCGUUCCAUUCCGGUCAAGUACGAGGCGUUGAGCUGCUGAUUGAAGAAAAAAAAAAUCCAAGAAUCUCUGCUUCGUCGCUUCUUGUACAGAUGGAUAAGUUGGAAAAUUUUGUCACAUUUUUCUGUUUUAUUCUAUAUUAUUACUUUUAUGUUUCAUUUAUUAGUUGUACAAAGUACUAUUAAUUUGGAAGUCUAGUGCUGCCGCAAAACUAAAUCAUUUAAAA
Molecule: messenger RNA, 2019 nt
Organism: Vigna radiata var. radiata (mung bean)
Lineage: Eukaryota; Viridiplantae; Streptophyta; Magnoliopsida; Fabales; Fabaceae
Exons: 3
Coding region: 222-1835 (537 amino acids)
Molecular function (GO): protein binding
Source: RefSeq, a predicted model, not a curated record